Messenger RNA from Halichondria panicea, 3164 nucleotides. RefSeq lists its product as uncharacterized. The coding region runs from base 1556 to 2980 and encodes 474 amino acids. Lineage: Eukaryota; Metazoa; Porifera; Demospongiae; Suberitida; Halichondriidae. The record is from RefSeq and is a predicted model, not a curated record. The transcript has 7 exons.
GGACAAAUAUCAACAACACCCGCUCAAAACUUCAUCUUCAUGCAUUGAUUUACCCCGAUAUGAGACUUCGAGGAAGUACCAGGAACCUACACACUACAAUGAUGCGCGUCUGAAAGCAAGUGAAAAUGAAAUUGAAAUGGACAGCAAUGAGGAGGCAUAUAUGGCAAUCUGAUUGUUGGUGUUCCAGUUGUGGGCUGAUGAACGAAACCAGUUCAAAUCACAAGAUUUCUCGAUCUGCAUUGUAUUGAAGUAUUAAUAAUUAGCAAGGUAUCCGACUCUGUUUCUGUCAGACAGACUGAAAUUAUACUGCUCAGGCCCAAUUUCUGUUGAUAAAGGCGACGUAUUCUUGGAGCUUGUGUGACUGUCGAUACUAUAGUGAUGCUACACAGGUUAAUCUGGCUGGACAAUAUGUUUGUAGCACUGCAGCAACAGCAACUAUCUUAAACGAUAAUUUAUGCCACGAACAAACUCUCCUCUCCCACAGCCAGUAUACUGCAUGGAAAUGUUUCGAUCACCACAACGUCAUCUUUUAUAGUGCCUCUUUUGCUCCAGCCAACAACACCGGGGUAAUCGUUGUGGCAAUGGUGAUUUUUUGGGUAGUCAUUUUGUACUGGUGAAGAGAGGAAGAUUUCGGAAGGAGGUAGCAGAGGGAAAUGUUGGUAUAGGAAUACUAACACUGGAAUCAACAGUAUAUACUAGUGGUAUGCGUUUUUUUUUUAAUGCAUACUACACACACACUCAGUAUAGGGUAGGUUAGUUCAAUGUACAGUGCAAUAAUUAUGCUAGUUAGUUCAAUGUUAAAGGAUCAGUGGCCUGUUAUCAGUGACUCACUGAUCACUAAAUCGAUUGGGAGGGAAGUUGCUUUUGAGGCCUUGCCUGCAGUUGAACGAGCUCCUCUGAUGGCUUGGAUUGAAGAUCUUAGGAGUGAGAACGAGAGGCAGUAUCUCAGCCAAUUCAUUGUGGAGGUAUAGGGUUGGGUUGGGUAUGAGUAAGGUGUUUGUUUUGUUUUCCCACUGCAAGAAGUAUGUGGAUAGUCAUACUCAUAGAUCUACUGAUAAAUCCGACUAGAAAAACAUUUGCAAUGUGAAAAAUUGCUAGGAUUGGCCAGGGGAACCACAAAAAAGCGUGGAAACAAGAAAUCAGACGAGAUACAAAGAGAGAAAAGGCUAAAUAAACUAUCUGUAUAGCCAGUUCCUUGAUGUGGCCUUUCCCUGCAGAGAUAGAACAGUUUGAACAUGAGUAAAAAAUAAUUGAAAUAUUGCUAAACAAGGGCAAACCCACUGCCAAUCCUAUGUAAAACCUACUGAUCACAGUAAUGAGGCAUAUGGCACAUCUGAGUGAUAGGCAAACAGAGGAAACUCUUGACUAGAUUUUUGCUACUGGACUGAAUCACAGUUUGCCUUAUACGAUAUUUGAGUAACUGGUCAUUGUCACCUCUCUGCAUGACAGGAAACCAUCCAAGAUUAUAUUGCAUUCCAUAGGCAGAGGCAAGUUUUCCAUGUAGAUAUCCACUUCUAUUAUAGAGUCUACAAGAAAUUUAAGCAGAUUGGUACAAAUGAGGUGCAGCACACUUUCUAUAAUUUCCUGUGCUUUGUUGGUGCUCCAGCAGCUGGUGUCUGGACAGCAGUGUGGUACAGUCGGUCGUGUGGGCAGUACAAGGACUGGUGAUAAUAGAGCAUAUAAUGAGUUCUACAUUGAUCGUGGUAAUCGUGCUGGAUGUGCUGGGAUGAUCACCUCACUCUCUUACUGUUUCCAUCGACCACCAUCGACUGCUCCAGUUGCUAACGAAUACCUGACUACAGUUGCUGUGUACAGACCAGCGAGUACCAAUGCAAAUGAGAAUAUGUUUACUGUUGUUUCUUCACCGAUCACAAUACAAAAGUCAGCAACAGACCUUGAAGCUGAAUUAAACGCUGCUGCUGAUACUAACUUCGCCUGCUCUGCAUUUAACCUACCACAACCAGUACCCAUGGAAACUGGUGAUGUUCUUGGAGCGUGUGUGUUUAACCCUGAUGACAUUACAACCUACCGUCUUGAUAUAGUCAGUAGAGCUGCUUUCAAUAAUGAAAACCUCGUGAGAACUGAUACACAACCUAGUGUCCCUGCUGGCUGCAGUGCCGCCACUACUGUGCCAGGUUCCUUUGAUGGAGGUGCAUUUGGUGCAAGACCUAUUACUGGAAGAUCUCUCCACCUCUGGGCAAACAUAGCACUCACACCUUUUACAACUACACCUGAACUAACUGAGGACACCACCACACUAGAAGACAGCACAACUGACAUGACCACAGCAAGUGGUCCACUGAUUACUAAUGGAGACUCUACUACAGCAGCCACAAACCGAGGGACAACGAGCAACCCUGAUGCCACCACUGCACAAUCCAUUGGUGGUGGGGGAGGUGGUUCUAACGUAGCAACCAUUGCCAUUGCUGUGGUAGUUGCGCUCAUUGUUGUGAUUGCUCUAGUCGCCAUACUGUUGGUAAUACUUGCGCUGUUAAGGAGACGAUCAAAAACAUUGGCAAAGAGUCUACACUCGACUAGUCUAAAGUCCAACAAGGCUUGUGGUGUUCAUGAUAAAGUUAACACAGAGGAGCCUCUUUAUGAUACCGUCACAGACUCUAGAGAGGGAAGAGAUAUAAUAGAAGGACACCUGUACAUCUCAGGACAAUUAGCAACAACAUGUAUUCAACAGCCCAUUGAUUUAAACCCCGGUGUGAUUUAUGAGGAAGUACCAGGACCUACACACCACAAUGAUGUUUGUCAGCUGAUACCUUUGACAAGUAACGAAGCUUACGGUGUACACAAAUCUAGAACUACUACAGAAACUCCCGGUGAAACAUGCUCACAAGACGUUGACCUGAAGUCCAACAACACAUAUGGAGUGAAAGGGGAGGUGCAAGUUGCUGCCAUUAAUGGGAGCACUGAUGCAGUGUACUAUAGUGUCAUUGGUCAGAUUCUGGAGAGACAGCAAGUGCAUGCAUAGAACUGAAUUUUAAAUGGAUAUACAGCAAUGAGACACAUGGCACAUCUGAGAGGGAUAGUGACUAUAAUUAUGAUAAUGCUAUUCUGUAAACUGAAUUACUUGAUCUCGUUUUAUCAUGUAACAACAGUUACUUAUAGUGCAGUGUUUAUUAUUGUACAUGCAAGUGCUGGUUAGAAUGCUUAUA